This is a messenger RNA of Colletotrichum fioriniae, 1131 nucleotides long. RefSeq lists its product as uncharacterized. NCBI's taxonomy places the organism in Eukaryota, Fungi, Ascomycota, Sordariomycetes, Glomerellales, Glomerellaceae. Gene Ontology annotation, molecular function: pyridoxal phosphate binding; molybdenum ion binding; catalytic activity. The record is from RefSeq and is a predicted model, not a curated record.
AUGAAGAUCAAAGCACUCAACGUCUACCCUAUCAAGGCUCUCCGCCCAAUCCAAAUCACCGCGGCAACCCUCACCGCGCAAGGCAUCCUUCACGACAGGACCUACAUGCUAUUCAAAGUAAACCCGGAUUCGACCCUCCGCAAGAUGCAGCUCUCCACCUUUCCCCAAUGCGCUCUCUUCUCCCAGGAGAUCGUUGGCUCUCCCGAUGAUGAGGGCGGCGAAGAGAUCCUUGUAAAGUACAACAUUCCAACCCCGCCCCUCAUCGAUCACCAUAUUCUUCAGGAUACGACCCUUUCGAUGCCUCUCGUCCCAGAUACAUCGUCUCUGGAGCCCAUUUCCGUCGACCUUCACGGAAGUCCUGCCGAGGCACUCCGCAUGGGGGAGCCAUAUGACGCUUUCUUCUCCGCCUGCUUCGGCUUCCCCACAAUCCUGGUACACAUCGGCUCCGGCCGCCGCCGUGUCCUCGGCACCCUCGCUCCAGGGUCAUCUUCCAAGCAGCAACAACAGCAAUCGUCCUCUCUAUUCUCCUCAAUCACAUCAUAUCUCCCCUCCCUCUCAUCUCUCUCCAAGUCUGAAGCUGAAGAACAAGCCUGGCUCACCUUCACCGACUGCGCCCCUUACCUCAUUACAUCAGAUUCUUCCCUAUCUUACCCCUCCCUGACCUCCUUUCAAAAUCCGGAUGCCCCAUCCACCGUUAUGCCCAAAAUGCGCCCCAACAUUGUUGUGGAAGAUUCCUCCGAGGCACCCUUCGCCGAGGACUUUUGGGCGGAGCUGUCCUUGCCCGCCUCCUCCAACGCCAAGCUCCUCCUAACGGCCAACUGCGGCCGUUGCACAUCCCUCAACGUCGAUUACGCCCUCGGCCGCGCAGCUCCCGGACCUGAGGGGAAGCUCCUCAACACUCUGAUGAAGGAUCGCCGCGUUGACCCGGGCCACAAAUACGCCCCCGUUUUUGGUCGGUACGCCUUUCUGGAGGUCCCUUCCGUGGGAGACGGGUCUCUGGCCGGGAAUGGGACGGUUCAGGUCCGCGUGGGCGACCAAGUCGUCGUCACCCGACGCAACGCCGAGCGGACAGUCUUUGAUUGGGACAUACCGGCUCUCGCCGCAAAGAAGACCGUUGUUGUUGUUGCAUAA